AUGCAUCGGUGUUUUCGGACUUUUUGCCAGUAUUCUUGGAACUAUUCAAUACUGGAAGCACUGCGGAAGAAAAACCAUGAAGAAAAUACGGUUAGACCAGAAACCAUACAAAUCCCAGAUGAGAUAUCUUCACAAUCGAAUCUGAACGAUUACCAGCCCAUGGUCAAAUAUUAUAAAAUCUCAGAGACACGGGAAAUUCAGGGUUCGCCUCCCCCAUAUACCCUUUCAAUACAAAAACCAGCCGCAGCGAAACUGAAGCCCAACCUGUGGUCCCUUCAUGUGUUACCAAUCCACAAUACAUUAGUUCUCAUCAUCGAUCUCGACGAAAGACGUAAGCAAAGUAAAAACAAGGGAUUUCAGGCUAUCGGAACUUGA
Messenger RNA from Morchella importuna, 375 nucleotides. RefSeq lists its product as uncharacterized. Lineage: Eukaryota; Fungi; Ascomycota; Pezizomycetes; Pezizales; Morchellaceae. The record is from RefSeq and is a predicted model, not a curated record. The transcript is spliced from 2 exons. Bases 1 to 375 code for a protein of 124 amino acids.